Molecule: messenger RNA, 6041 nt
Organism: Phyllostomus discolor (pale spear-nosed bat)
Lineage: Eukaryota; Metazoa; Chordata; Mammalia; Chiroptera; Phyllostomidae
Gene: MAN2A1
Product: mannosidase alpha class 2A member 1
Exons: 22
Coding region: 1-3438 (1145 amino acids)
Biological process (GO): N-glycan processing; protein deglycosylation; mannose metabolic process
Cellular component (GO): Golgi membrane
Molecular function (GO): alpha-mannosidase activity; carbohydrate binding
Source: RefSeq, a predicted model, not a curated record
AUGAAGUUAAGCCGCCAGUUCACCGUGUUCGGCAGCGCGAUUUUCUGUGUAGUGAUCUUCUCGCUCUACCUGAUGCUGGACCGGGGUCACUUAGACUACCCCAAGAACCCGCGCCGCGAGGGCUCCUUCCCCCAGGGCCAGCUUUCAAUGUUGCAAGAAAAAAUAGACCAUUUGGAACGUUUGCUAGCUGAGAAUAAUGAGAUCAUCUCAAAUAUUAGAGAUUCGGUCAUCAAUUUGAGUGAGUCUGUGGAGGAUGGGUCGAAAAGUUCACUAGGCAAUUUCAGCCGUGGUGCUGGCUCACCUCUUCUGCCAUCGAAACAAUUGUCCCUCAAAGUUGACCCUGAAGACUGUCUGUUUGCUUCACAAAGCGGAAGUCAGAAUUCAGAUGUGCAGAUGUUGGAUGUUUACAGUCUGAUUCCUUUUGACAAUCCAGAUGGUGGAGUUUGGAAGCAAGGAUUUGACAUUACCUAUAAAUCUAAUGAGUGGGACACUAAGCCCCUUCAAGUCUUUGUGGUGCCUCAUUCCCAUAAUGACCCAGGUUGGUUGAAGACUUUUGAUGAAUACUUUAAAGAGAAGACUCAGUAUAUUUUUAAUAACAUGGUCAUCAAGCUGAAAGAAGACUCAAGGAGGAAAUUUAUUUGGUCUGAGAUCUCUUACCUUUCAAAGUGGUGGGAUACUCUAGAUAUUCAAAAGAAGGAUGCUGUUAAAAGUUUAAUAGAAAAUGGUCAGUUUGAAAUUGUGACAGGUGGCUGGGUUAUGCCUGAUGAAGCUGCUGCACAUUAUUUUGCCAUAAUUGACCAACUAAUUGAAGGACAUCAAUGGCUGGAAAAAAAUUUAGGAGUGAAACCUAGAUCUGGUUGGGCUAUUGAUCCUUUUGGACAUUCACCAACAAUGGCUUAUCUUCUAAACCGAGCUGGAUUUUCUCACAUGCUUAUCCAGAGAGUUCAUUAUGCAGUUAAGAAACAUUUUGCUUUGCAUAAAACACUGGAGUUUUUUUGGAGACAGAAUUGGGAUCUGGGAUCUGUCACAGAUAUUUUUUGCCACAUGAUGCCCUUCUACAGCUAUGACAUCCCUCACACUUGCGGACCUGAUCCUAAAAUAUGCUGCCAGUUUGAUUUUAAACGGCUUCCAGGAGGCAGAUUUGGUUGUCCCUGGGGAGUCCCCCCAGAAACAAUAUAUCUUGGAAAUGUCCAAAACAGGGCUGAGAUGCUUCUAGAUCAAUACCGAAAGAAGUCAAAACUUUUCCGCACUGCAGUUGUCCUGGCCCCACUCGGAGAUGACUUCCGCUACUGUGAACGCACCGAAUGGGAUCAUCAGUUCAAGAAUUAUCAGCUGCUUUUCGAUUAUAUGAAUUCUCAACCUCGGUAUAAUGUUAAGAUACAGUUUGGGACUUUAUCAGAUUAUUUUGAUGCUCUGGAUAAAGAAGAUGCAUCUAGCAGAAAGAAUAGCCAGUCGAUGUUUCCUGUGCUGAGUGGAGAUUUUUUUACUUACGCUGACCGGGAUGAUCAUUACUGGAGUGGCUACUUUACAUCCAGACCUUUUUACAAACGAAUGGACAGAAUAUUGGAAUCCCAUUUAAGGUCCGCUGAAAUUCUGUACUAUUUUGCCCUGCAACAAGCUCAGAAAUACAAGAUAAACGGAUUUCUUUCAUCAUCCUAUUACGCAAUGCUUACAGAAGCCAGAAGGAAUAUAGGGCUGUUUCAACAUCAUGAUGCUAUCACAGGAACUGCGAAAGAUUGGGUGGUUGUGGACUAUGGUACCAGACUCUUUCAUUCGUUAAUGAAUUUGAAGAUGAUAAUUGGAUAUUCUGCACUACUUCUUCUUUUGAAGGACAAACAGUCGUACGAAUCUUACACUUCUGUUAUUGUCCUGGAAAUGGAAUCAAAACAAAAAUCACAAAGUUCUCUGCCACAAAAAAAUAUAAUAAAGCUGGGUGCGGAGCCAAGGUACCUUGUGGUCUAUAAUCCUUCAGAGCAAGAACGAAACUCGAUGGUCUCGCUCUACGUAAGUUCCCCUGCAGUGCAAGUGUCCUCCGCUUCAGGAAAACCUGUGGAAAUUCAAAUGAGUGCAGUUUGGGAUACAACCAGUACUAUCUCACAAAUGGCCUACGAGAUUUCUUUUCUAGUGCAGAUGCCACCAUUGGGACUAAAAGUGUAUACACUUUUGGAAUCAACAAGUUCAAAUCCACAUUUAGCUGAAUAUGUCUUGUAUAAUGGUAACAUAGAAAAUAAAGGAAUUUUCAACAUAAAGAGUAUAAAAAGUACUGAAGAAGAUAUAAUUCUAGAGAACUCCUUUAUUAAACUUCGGUUUGGUCAAUCUGGGCUUAUGGAGGAAAUGAUAAGUAAAGAAGACGGGAAACGUCAUGAAGUAAGAGUACAGUUUUCGUGGUAUGGAACCACGAGUAAAAAGGACAAAAGUGGUGCCUACCUCUUCUUGCCCGAUGGGGAAGCCAAGCCUUAUGUUUACACAACCCACCCCCUUGUCAGAGUGCAGCGUGGAAGGUUUUAUUCGGAUGUGACUUGCUUUUUUGAACAUGUUACCCACAGUGUCCGACUGUACAACAUACAGGGAAUAGAAGGACAGUCCGUGGAAGUUUCCAAUAUUGUGGACAUCCGGAAAGAACAUAACCGUGAGAUUGCAAUGAGAAUUUCUUCUAACAUAAACAGCCAAAACAGAUUUUAUACGGACCUAAAUGGAUACCAGAUUCAACCUAGAAUGACGAUGAGCAAAUUGCCUCUUCAAGCAAAUGUGUACCCGAUGACUACAAUGGCUUAUAUCCAGGAUGCCGAGCAUCGCUUGACUCUGCUAUCUGCUCAGUCUUUGGGUGUAUCCAGUUUGAAAAGUGGUCAGAUUGAAGUUAUAAUGGACCGAAGACUCAUGCAAGAUGAUAAUCGUGGUCUUGAGCAAGGUGUCCAUGAUAACAAGAUUACAGCUAAUUUGUUUCGAAUACUACUAGAAAAAAGGACUGUCGUGAAUACGGAAGAAGACAAGAAGCCGGUCAGUUAUCCUUCUCUCCUCAGCCACAUAACUUCUUCUUUCCUGAAUCACCCUUUCUUAACAAUGACAGAGAAGAUCCCCGUGCCCACCCUUCAGCUGCUGGGUGAAUUCUCCCCGUUACUGUCAUCUUUGCCUUGUGACAUUCAUCUGCUGAAUCUGAGGACAAUACAAUCAAAGGUGGAUGGCAAGUAUUCCGAUGAGGCCGCCUUGAUCCUCCACAGGAAGGGAUUUGACUGCCGCUUCUCCAGCAGAGGCACGGGGCUGCAGUGUUCCACCACCCAGGGAAAGAUAUCGAUACAGAAACUUUUUCACAAGUUUACCGUUGUAAGUCUCGUACCUUCAUCAUUAUCCUUGAUGCAUUCGCCUCCAGACGCCCGAAACAUGAGUGAGAUCAACUUGAGUCCCAUGGAAAUCAGCACAUUUCGAAUCCAGCUGAGGUGAACCUGGCUUUCAGAUUUGGAUUGGGAAGCAUUGGCUUUUGUACACUUCUUGGUUUAACGUGCAAUAGAGAAGCACAUUGUUUUAGCUUCUGGCUACUGUGAGAACAUGAAUUCUGUGAUUUUUUUUUUUUAGCCAGUACAGUAAAAACAAAAAAGCCAUGCUGUAAACCUGUUUAUUUGUUUGUUUGUUUAAGUUCCUCCCAUCAACCACCACCAUUGGUAUGAUCGGUAUGAAUUGAUGCAACAAAUGAAGAAAUAUGUAAAGUCAACCUCUGAACAGAUUGUAUCUCAGGUUAAAUGUUAACUAAUUAUAUCUGUGUUGGGGGUUGUGAAGAGAUUGUUAUGAGUAUUCAUGUUGCUGAUCCUUUGUUAAUUUAACAAAAAUGCCCGUUUUUACCAAAAUGGAUUCAAAAGCUGGAGGGUAAUAGCUAAUGGCCAAAAUGGUUGCAAUCAUUCAUACAAGUUAGAAAAUUUUUGUGUGUUGAAAUGUGUGGAAAAGUGCAAUCCAUCAGCCCUCAUGAUACAUAUAGUUGAUUUUCACACCUUUUUCUAAUGUACCACUUGACCCCUCCCUUCCUACCCUUUGUAAAGUGUUUCCAGAGAUAGCAGAUUUUGAAUCAUUCAAUAGUAGAAAAAGAGGCAUAUUUUCAUUACUUGACAACGUGGGAUAGGUGCAAUUUAUUCCAUUGUCACUAAAAUAGAAUAAGCAAUUGCGUAGGUACCAUAAACUAUUUAGGUACCACAAGGUGUCUUUUUACACAGCUCAUUUGAAUACAGAUGUUCUGAAAAGGGGUUUUCUAUUUUAAAAAUACCAUAUCAGAAUAAAUGUGCCUUAUUUUUUUAUAAGUCUUGUUAAAUCUUUUAGUGUCCAUAUUACCAUUUGGGGAAUGGGGGAAGGUGGGCAGGGAGAAGGGUGGGUACUUUCUAUGACACAUAAAUUGUAUAAUUUUUGCCUGACAAUGUUGGCCACAUUCUGAUCUGCUUCAUUAAAUUUGUGGUGAUAUUACUCUAAACAUUUUGACUAUUUGAAUGUACUGAGAUCUCAGAAAACAAAACAAGGGAAAAAUAUUAAUUAAAAUAUGCUGCUGCCAAGGAGACUGCAACUUGAAGCAAGGAUUCUGUAAUGUGCAAAAUUCACAACUUGUUUCCAUUUCCGAGGAGUUAACCAUAUUGAAGAGAGAAUGCUUUAAAAUAGACCCUGUUCUGAAACUCAGUUAUACGUAGCUCACCGUGAUUUAUCAUGUUAGAGAAUACAACUGUGCAGUGAGUUCCAAACCUCUGUAUGUGUGUGUGACCUCAAAGCGAAGUUCCAAGCCCAUGUGCCAUUACAAGACUUGUGAUAAAACUUGUUUGGGGUCAUUGCUAACUUGACAUUAAAAUGAAAGCACCAUUUAGGAUAUUCAGUUUUCAUAAAGAGAGCACUGAAUGUGUGCACUUGCGAAUGUUCUCUCUGUGUUAACUAAUAGAUUAUUAUCUGACUCUAAACUUCCACUUACCUCCUGUUAUUCCAACAUCUUUUUAGAGAAAUUAAAAGUUAAUUUCUCUUUUAUCAUGUGGUCUGAUUAACAUCUGAAUUUUAAUCAAGACGCAGCUCCUAAGAUUAUUAUGUUAAAUUCUUAGACUUAUAUCGUCUUUAAUAAUUAAGGAAACAAUACUGGUGUUGAUAAAGAUAUUAAAAGGGAGAAAUUUCAUGCAAUAAACAUGUACUGUAAGUUUCCUUCCUCCUUUUUGGGGUGGGGGGAUGCGCAACUAAGUAUGGAAACAAACACUUCCCUUUGUGGACGUCUACAGAUUUUAGGGUUGCCAGAAGCAAAUUCCAAGAAUAAAAUCAGUAUUUUUAUUGCAUAUUAAAUGUAAAACCUUCCUAUGGGAGUCUACUGUGUUCUGUGGUUAAUUGUUCUGGAAAUUCUGAUCAAUUGAAAUAAAAAAUCUUGAUGCAAUAACAGUGGUUUUGCCACUUCCCGUUGUUGAAGAUGGAUCUGCCCCAUGUCCAUCAGGUCUGAGUGCAUGUUGCCACCAACUGCUCACAGGUAGAGCAGAAAUUCUCUUUAAUGAGCAAGUUUCUGCUUUUUACCUUCAGACUACAUUAUCAGGGAAAAUGAGAGAGGAUGCUUUUUUUUUGGGCUCUGGUCAAGAACUGAUUGAAGCAUUUGGUGUCUCCGGCACACGCCGAAGACCGUGCACUUCAGUUGUGACAUGGUGGCAUGUUUGUGUGCCUGGGUGUUCGUACAGUUAUUUUCACAGAUGUUCAUUUGACCAAGGAGUUCAUCACGUUUCCUAUUUUUUUUUUUUUUUGGAAAUUUUAAUUUGGGGUUAUAACUUCAGUGUUUGAGAACUCAGCAUCCUUGUUUCCUACAAAUACUGACUGACAUAAAAUGCUGUAAAGUGUGUUGUAAAACAUUGUAAUUACCUUCCCAGGUCUUUGUUGUACUUGUGCCGAGAUGUUUUCACAUUCCUUUGUCUGGAAGAAAGUCUUUGCUUUUGUUUUGGUUAUGUUGCUUACCUUGGAAUCAAUAGGUUUUGAUAUUUUCUCUUGGAAGAUUUUAUAUCUUUUUGGGAAUAUGUAAUAUAAGAUCUCUAAUAAAAGAUAAACCUUAUCAUGUA